AUGUUCAUUGCUAUAAUCGGUACUCGUUUCUCCGGAAAGUCGGAGAUUGCUAACUAUCUCGUCAACCACAAAGCUUUCAUCCCCGUCAAACUCGACCCCGAGCGCAGACACCAGCCAAUGUUGUUUGACUUUGAAUCUCAGAUGUUGGACUACGUGACAUUGCAUUGGUCCAAAAACUUCGUCACAACCGAUCUAAAUAAUACGGAUGUUCUCGAUAAAUUCAUCAAGCGGCCUUGGUUCAUGCUCAUAGGCGUCGAUGCCCCCAUUCUACAACGAUUCAAGAGAUCAAUCAGAGAAGCUCAUGCACUUCAUAACAUGAAAAAACUUGCGACGAUACAUAUCGUCAAUGAAUUUGACUCUGUCUCAGCUCUGCAUUCAUAUCUUGACGACAUUGACCUUCUCAAUGGCGAUCGACUGAGGCCCAGUUGGGACACCUACUUCAUGAAAUUAGCAUCUUUGGCAUCUAUGCGAUCCAACUGUAUGAAACGUAGGGUCGGUGCAAUCCUUGUGAGAAACCACCGGAUCGUGGCAACAGGAUAUAACGGCACACCGCGUGGUCUUACCAACUGCAAUGAAGGAGGUUGCGCUCGUUGCAAUGGCCUGACUUCUCUGAAAGAGGACUGUCUGUGUCUACAUGCAGAAGAGAAUGCCCUUUUGGAAGCUGGCCGUGAUCGGAUUGGCGAUGGAGCCGUGCUGUAUUGCAACACAUGUCCAUGCCUGACGUGCACCAUCAAGAUUGUACAAUCAGGCGUAAAGGAAGUCGUCUACAACCUCAGCUACAAGGUGGACGAUGCCUCCGCACAGAUCUUCCAAAAUGCUGGCAUCGCUUUACGAAAACAUGCACCCCCGCCUGAUACUGUUUGA
Molecule: messenger RNA, 864 nt
Organism: Stereum hirsutum FP-91666 SS1
Lineage: Eukaryota; Fungi; Basidiomycota; Agaricomycetes; Russulales; Stereaceae
Exons: 7
Coding region: 1-864 (287 amino acids)
Molecular function (GO): zinc ion binding; hydrolase activity
Source: RefSeq, a predicted model, not a curated record